Ipomoea nil (Japanese morning glory) is the source of this 1668-nucleotide messenger RNA. RefSeq names its product E3 ubiquitin-protein ligase PUB23-like. Lineage: Eukaryota; Viridiplantae; Streptophyta; Magnoliopsida; Solanales; Convolvulaceae. The transcript has a single exon. Gene Ontology annotation, biological process: protein ubiquitination. The record is from RefSeq and is a predicted model, not a curated record. Gene Ontology annotation, molecular function: ubiquitin protein ligase activity. The coding region runs from base 97 to 1326 and encodes 409 amino acids.
AGCCUGCUUCAACAACUUCACCUCCCUUCUUCAUUUUUCAUUCAAAGAUCGAUCGACUUUCAUUGAUUCCUCGAUCUCUCCAUUAAUUGUAUAGUAAUGGAAGAAAUUCAAGUUCCACCCUAUUUUCUUUGCCCCAUCUCUCUAGAGAUCAUGAAGGACCCCGUGACGAUCUCCACCGGCAUAACCUACGACCGCGACAACAUCGAGAAAUGGAUCUUUUCCGGCAAGAACGCCACAUGUCCGGUCACCAAGCAAGCCCUUUCCGGCACCGACGAUGAGUUUUUGACCCCAAAUAUCAUUCUCCGGCGAGUAAUCCAGUCGUGGUGCACCCUCCACGCCUCCCACGGCGUCGAGCGCUUCCCCACCCCCAAGCCUCCGGUGACCAAGUCUCACAUCCUAAAGCUCCUCCGGCAAGCCAAGUCGACGCCGGAAAUGCUGGCCAAAGUUCUCCAAACCCUAAGGUCUAUGGCCCCAGAAAACGCGGCGAAUAAACGCUGCAUGGAGAGCGCCGGCGUGGCAGAAUUCCUGGCCCAAAUAAUCAAAACAUCCGAGGAUAAUCCCACCGAUGACGCUCUAUAUGUUCUCCACAACCUAGGAUUAUCCGAAAACGGUCUGAGAUCCAUCCUGGGACACGACACCCAGUUCAUCGACUCCUUAACACGCGUAAUGCAACACGGGAGCUACGAAUCCCGAGCCUACGCAGUGAUGCUCCUCAAAUCAAUGCUCGAAACCACAACCUUAAACCCCUCGUUAUCACAGCUCACGACAACCUUAAACCUCUCGUUUUUCCACCAAGUGGUCCAAAUCUUGCGAGACAAUUUCUCCCGCAAAGCCUCCAAAUCUGCGCUGCACCUACUGGCCAACGUUUGCCAGGGAGGGAGGAACCGGAUCAAGGCGGCUGAGGCAGGGGCGGCGACGGUGGUGAUCGAUCUACUGCUGGACACGAACGAGAAGCGGUAUUGCGAGUGGGGUCUGAGCGUACUGGAGCAGCUGUGCCGGUGCGCGGAGGGGCGGGCGGAGGUGCUGAAGCACGCGGCGGGGCUGGCGGUGGUGUCGAGGAAAAUCCUGAGGGUGUCGCAGGUAGCGAAUGAGAGAGGUCUGAGGAUCUUGUACUCCAUCGCCAAGUUCUCUGCUACUCCCAGUGUGGUGCAAGAGAUGUUGCAGCUGGGAGUGGGGGCGAAGCUGUGUUUGGUUAUACAAGUGGAUUGUGGGGUUGGAAAGAACAAGGAGAGAGCUGCUGAGAUCCUUAAAUUGCAUGCUAAGGAAUGGAAGAAUUCUCCUUGUUUACCAUUGGAUUUGAUUCAUAACACCAUUGGUGUUAAUUAGGGAAGCCAAAAGAGUUCACUUAACUGGUUUGAGCCGAUUAGCUAUGAGCAAUAUAACCUAUCUAGGCUGAUCGACUAGAGUUACAGACAAGUUUACUCAGUGCACACUCUUGAAUAUAGGUCAUUCUUAUAAGCUAAACUCCUCACUGAUUCACUAGCAUUUGGAGUGAUCGAGAUCGAAAAGAUGUAUAGGUUAUGUAUAUGGAAAGGGAUAAUUAGACAAGUAAAAUGCUUCCAAUUAACCCUCUUUAGUACCCCAGCUGUACUGUGUAGAAAACAAUGAAAAAUUUUGCAGUAUCUAGCUAUAAGUAUAAUUGAUUUCGAGAUUCUUUAUAAUAAAUUU